This is a messenger RNA of Microthlaspi erraticum, 1854 nucleotides long. The record is from the annotation of a GenBank genome assembly. Lineage: Eukaryota; Viridiplantae; Streptophyta; Magnoliopsida; Brassicales; Brassicaceae.
AUGGCAAUGCCACCUGGAAAUGCUGCUCCUUCCGAUAAAUUGCAGUUUCCGCCCGCCGCGGUCGCCGCCGCCGCCGGAAACUGGAUCCCGGACGGGCGAGACGGGUUUAUCUCGUGGAUUCGCGGCGAGUUCGCUGCGGCUAACGCGAUCAUCGAUUCGCUCUGUCAGCAUCUGGUAGCGAUCGGGGAUCAGAACGAGUACGAAGGCGUGGUCUCGAGCAUCCAGCAGCGUCAAUUAAACUGGUCUCAGGUUCUGUAUAUGCAGCAUUACUUCUCGAUCGCGGAGGUCUCUUACGCUCUACAGCAAGUUGCUUGGAAGCGGCAACAGAAAGUGUUGCCUCAUCAGCAACCACCUCAGAGGCAUUACAAUUCCGAUCAGGUUGGGAAAUUCGGAGGAGGAAGGAGAUCAGGGCCUGGGGUUCACAAACAACAGCAUCAUAAUGGCGGUGGUGGUUACAGAGGAACUGAGUCAGUGGCGAGGAACGGGCAUCAAACGAAUUCGGAUUGUCACAGCACUGAUCGAGAGGAAGCUAAGCUAGCAAGUGAUGUUGCAAAGGAGAAGAGAGAUGGUAGCGAGAAACCAAAGAGGGAUAGUAAAGAUUUGGAAGAGUCUAAGUCUGCUGAUGCAGAAACCCAAACGGAGAUAGUGAAGCAUAACUGUAUCUCAGCUUCUAAAGAGAACAGUCUCGGUUCUGAGAAAAAGCAGGAGGAGAAAGAUAAAGAGUGUCCUGCAAGCAUGGCAAAGACUUUUGUGAUCCAAGAGAUGUAUGAAGCGAAAAUGGUUAAUGUUGUCGAAGGAUUAAAGAUGUAUGACAAAGUGCUUAAUGCAAAAGAAGUUUCUCAGCUCGUUUCUCUUUUAAACAAUCUGAGAAUUUCUGGAAGAAGAGGCCAACUUCAAAGUGAGGCAUAUGUGGCCCACAAACGUCCCAAUAGAGGACAUGGACGCGAGAUGAUCCAACUCGGUCUCCCCAUAGCUGAUGCACCACCUGAUGAUGAGAGUAUCAAAGAUCGAAGAAUAGAGCCAAUCCCAUCCUUUCUUUCAGACAUCAUUGAACGUUUGAUCUCAAAGCAAAUCAUUCCUGUGAAACCAGACGCUUGCAUCAUUGAUUUCUUUAACGAGGGAGAUCACUCGCAGCCUCACCAGUUUUCUCCUUGGUUUGGACGACCCGUCGGCAUCUUGUCCUUAUCGGAAAGCGAAUUCACAUUCGGAAGAGUCAUUGUCUCUGAACAUCCCGGCGACUUCAAGGGCUCUCUCAAGCUUUCUCUCACUCCCGGGUCCGUUCUUGUGGUGGAAGGCAAAUCGGCAGAUCUUGCUAAGUUUGCAAUGCAGUCAACACGAAAGCAGAGGAUGCUCAUCACCUUCACCAAAUACCAGCCGAGAAACUCUACAGCCGGAUCUCAUUGGGGUCCACCACCGCCUAGCAGAUCUCCGACUCACCCCAUCCGUCUCCCAACCGGUCCACCUAAGCACUACCCUCUUAUCCCGGUCACCGGUGUCUUGCCCACGCCGUCUCACCGCCCACCAAACGGAGCUGCUCAACCGAUGUUCAUCGCCCCUUCACCUCCUCCUCCUCCCCUGCCGUUCCCAGUUGGUGUCCCACCGGGGCCAACGGUCUGGCCACUGCUACCUCAUUCACGACACCAGCCGCCACCGCAACCUAGAAUGCCCAUCCCUGGAACCGGAGUGUUCCUCCCACCAGGCUCCCAAGAGAAAUCCAACAACAGCAACAGAGGCAGCUCUGCAGAAGGAAAGUUAGAGUCGAAGACGAAAGAAGAAGCUUGUAACGGAACUGCUGCGGAGGAGUGUGAUGGCAAUAGCGGUAGCGGUAACGGUAACGGAAAACAGAGCAAUUAG